AUGUUCAUCAAGGAGCAUCAUAGCAAGUGCUCGGCCGAGGAAAAGCUGCCGCUGGCGUUUACCUUUUCGUAUCCUGUUUUGCAAAAGUCCAUCAAAGAGGGCAUUCUCCAGCGAUGGACCAAGGACUAUAGUUGCCCGGGGGCGGAGGGCAAUGAUAUCGUCGCGCAGCUGGCGGCGUCAAUGGACAAAAAGCAAGUACCCGUCGAAGUCGUAGCGCUAGUCAACGACACCACAGGAACCCUGAUCGCAACCGCAUACCGCGACCCCCAGGUUUGCAUUGGCAGCAUCUUCAGCACAGGCUGCAACUCAGCCUACAUGGAAGCAUGCAGCGCAAUCCCCAAGAUCAAACACGCAGGACUACCCCCAGAUAGCAGGGUCGUAAUCAACACCGAAUGUGGCGCAUUCGACAACUCCCGCAAGGUCCUGCGGCGCACGCGCUUCGACAAGGACAUCGACGCGUGUUCCCCGCGGCAGGGCCAGCAACUGUACGAAAAGAUGGUAGCAGGCCGGUACCUCGGCGAAAUCAUCCGUCGAGUCCUCCUAGAACUCCACAACAACAACGGCCUCUUCAGAGACCAAGACGCCUCGGAGCUCAACACGCCUCACAUCCUAGAAGCAUCGUUCCUCUCCUCCGUAGAAGAAGACAACUCACACCUGCGCGAGGGUGUCUACAGCCUCCUCAAAGAACGCCUGGGCGUCGAAUCCACAGUCCCCGAACGCCGAAUCACCCGCUUCCUCGUGGAAAUCGUCGGGACACGCGCCGCCCGUCUAUACGCCUGCGGGAUCGCGGCGAUCUGUAAGAAACGGGAUAUUAAGACCGGCGUGGUGGGCGUUGACGGAUCCACGUUUAACUAUUACACGCGGUUUCGGCUGAGAGUCGCGCAGGCGAUGCGGGAUAUCAUUGGCCGGAUGAUAUUAAGGAUCCGAUAA
Molecule: messenger RNA, 930 nt
Organism: Aspergillus chevalieri
Lineage: Eukaryota; Fungi; Ascomycota; Eurotiomycetes; Eurotiales; Aspergillaceae
Exons: 2
Coding region: 1-930 (309 amino acids)
Biological process (GO): intracellular glucose homeostasis; glycolytic process; glucose 6-phosphate metabolic process
Cellular component (GO): cytosol; mitochondrion
Molecular function (GO): ATP binding; fructokinase activity; D-glucose binding
Source: RefSeq, a predicted model, not a curated record